GAUCAUGGCGGUACCUUUACCAGCUGUUGCAGAACGUAUGAAUAAUCCGAAAAAUCCGGUAGUAUUUUUUGAUGUUACUGUUGGUGGACAGGAAAUUGGUCGAAUGCAGUUUGAAUUAUUUCAAGAUAUUGUUCCGAAGACUGUAGAGAAUUUCAGACAGUUUUGUACUGGUGAAUAUCGUAAAGACGGUGUACCAACUGGCUACAAAGGAACAUCUUUCCAUAGAAUUAUUAAAGAUUUUAUGGUACAAGGUGGUGAUUUUAUCAAUGGGGAUGGAACUGGAUCAUUUAGUAUUUAUGGUGGUGUACAAUUUGCAGAUGAAAAUUUCCAUUUGAAACAUUGUACAUGUGGAAUGUUAUCUAUGGCUAACAGUGGUCGAGAUACAAAUGGUUGCCAGUUCUUCAUCACAUGUGCACCUUGUGAUUUUCUUGACGGGAAACAUGUUGUUUUUGGUCGAAUUGUUGAUGGAAUGUUAGUAUUGAAAAAAAUUGAAAAUGUUCCAACUGGUGCUAAUAAUCGUCCUAAAGUUCCUGUGCUUAUCUCUCAAUGCGGUGAAAUGUAAACUAAAACUUUGUACAUUUAUUGUAUUUACUUGAAAUUAAUGUUCAUUCAUUCAUUCAUUCCUCUCAGUGUAUAUUAUUCAAUACAAUAUUUGGUGUAAAUGAAUAUACAUUAGAAAAAAAAACUGUUUAGUUGUCAA
Heterobilharzia americana is the source of this 700-nucleotide messenger RNA. NCBI's taxonomy places the organism in Eukaryota, Metazoa, Platyhelminthes, Trematoda, Strigeidida, Schistosomatidae. The record is from the annotation of a GenBank genome assembly.